AUGCAUUUAAAUAGACAACAGUUGAAGAGUCUUCAUAAUUAUCAAUACGUGGGUGUUGAUAAUUCUUUAUUAUCUCGACAUGUUUUGAAGCCGUACUGGUGGAACCAGUUGCUCAAAGUGAUCCCAAUGUGGAUGGCCCCUAAUCUGAUUACCUUGACGGGAUUGGGAUUUGUCACCGUGAAUGUCAUAACCAUGCUUGUGUACAAGUAUGGAUACGGAAUGGAAGGGUACCCUGGCUGGGUGUAUGCGUCUUGGGCUGUGGGGUUGUUUUUGUAUCAAAGUUUUGAUGCAAUUGAUGGAUCGCAGGCGCGUCGUACCAACAGUUCCUCUCCACUUGGGCAACUGUUUGACCAUGGUGUGGAUGCCAUCAACACGAGUUUGGAAGUUUGGCUGACCACAGAGUUAUUUCAGCUGAGCAUUCCCUUGGCCAUCAUUACUCAAUGUGCUAGCUUGUUAUACUUUUAUGCUUCUACGUGGGAGGAAUACCACACGGGCGUCCUGUAUCUGUCUUACUUCUCUGGUCCCGUGGAAGGCAUCUUGAUGGUUUGUGUAUUGUUUGGUAUGACUUCCUAUACCGGCAGUGUAUUUUGGACUAAACUUCAUCCCACCCCCGAGUCUUUUGGAACCCUUCGUUCUAUAAUUCCUUAUUACACCUAUGGCUCUUGUAUGUUUAACCUUAUGGGGGUUGGUUUGUUUUUGAAUAUAUACCAAAGUAUUCGGAAUACAACGCGUACUUUGAAAGAGCAAAAGAAGUGCGUUUGCAAGGGCUUGUUUGGACUUUCUCCCUAUCUUGCACAGUGGGCCGCCGUCUUUUUGCUUUAUGCCAAAUAUCCCAACUUUUUUGAGGAACAGUUUAUCGCAAUUUAUUUAUUAAAUGCCAUACUAUUGGCCUAUUCUGUUGGUAUCGUUAUUGUCUCCCAUGUGACCGAAUCUUCCUUCCCUUACUGGAAUGUUUUGAUUUUGCCUUUCAUGGUGAACGCUCUGGAUGCCUAUACGUUUGGAAUCCUCGAGGGCCAUCAAAAGGAAUACUUGUUUGCGUAUUUCGGUUUUGGUCUAGGGAUCUAUGGGAACUUUGUUGCCCAUGUAAUAUCAUCCAUCACCGAAGAGUAUGGCAUUUCCUGCCUACGCCUUCGCCCCAAACCAGAUGAAAAGAAAAACUAA
Schizosaccharomyces osmophilus is the source of this 1161-nucleotide messenger RNA. It is a transcript of the gene ept1, whose product is annotated as diacylglycerol cholinephosphotransferase/ diacylglycerol ethanolaminesphotransferase Ept1. Gene Ontology annotation, molecular function: phosphotransferase activity, for other substituted phosphate groups. The record is from RefSeq and is a predicted model, not a curated record. The transcript has 2 exons. The coding region runs from base 1 to 1161 and encodes 386 amino acids. Gene Ontology annotation, biological process: phospholipid biosynthetic process. Gene Ontology annotation, cellular component: membrane. NCBI's taxonomy places the organism in Eukaryota, Fungi, Ascomycota, Schizosaccharomycetes, Schizosaccharomycetales, Schizosaccharomycetaceae.